This is a messenger RNA of Hippocampus zosterae (dwarf seahorse), 3539 nucleotides long. RefSeq names its product family with sequence similarity 49 member A, like (gene fam49al). The record is from RefSeq and is a predicted model, not a curated record. The transcript has 11 exons. NCBI's taxonomy places the organism in Eukaryota, Metazoa, Chordata, Actinopteri, Syngnathiformes, Syngnathidae. Gene Ontology annotation, molecular function: small GTPase binding. Bases 443 to 1417 code for a protein of 324 amino acids. Gene Ontology annotation, biological process: regulation of actin filament polymerization.
ACCAUUGGGUACACCGACUAGGGGUGGGCAUAUCAAUCGAUUUAUUUGAUCGGUGAUUUGCAAAGUGUUGUACCGGGGGCCUAUCUUGGAUCGUAAAUCAUCAGUGAAUGAAAUGUUCAAACUGUAUAUAAGAAUACAGUGGCUAAACCCCGCUUUAAAUACAGUACAUCUUUUAGGUACCGUUCAGUUGUAUUUGACUUUUAAAACAAAUGCCGGAGUCAUGAGUUUGGCACACAUUUCAUCAAAAGAGCAGCGACAUUUCUCUGUUUUUUCCAGUUUGUUUUGGGGAAAGAACACCAGACAGUUUCAUUUCCUCAGUGGGGUCAUAUUAAAACUUGCAUCACAGCAUGCUAGCUGAUGUUUACUGCCUGAUAGCCUGCCCGUCAGGCACCGGCACAUUAUUUGAUAUUUCAUCCAAGAAUUGCCAUGGCUAAGGGGGCUCAUGGGAAACCUCCUGAAAGUGCUGGCUUGCGCCGAACUUGAGCAUGGCCCAAUAGUUUUCCUUGACUUUGAACAUGCCCAGCCCACCGAGGCCGAGACGGCCGUGUGGAAUCAGGUCAGCGCCGUAUUGGAGGAGGCCCAUGGGAUUCUGGCUGAGCUGCAGUCCUAUAAUGGCGCCGGGCAGGAGAUACGAGAAGCCAUUCAGAACCCGGGUGACCUGGCUCUGCAAGAGAAGGCCUGGAAUGCAGUGUGUCCUCUGGUGGCCAAGCUGAAGCGUUUCUACGAGUUCUCACUGCGCCUGGAAAAUGCCCUGCGCAGCCUGCUGGAGGCGCUGACGAGCCCACCUUACGCCCCCAUGCAGCACCUGGAAAGAGAGCAGGCCCUGGCCAAGCAGUUUGCAGAGAUUCUCCAUUUUACGCUCAGCUUUGAUGAGCUCAAGAUGACAAAUCCAGCCAUUCAGAAUGACUUCAGCUACUACAGGAGGACCAUUAGUAGGAACCGGCUUAACAACCAGCAGUUGGAAGCGGAAAACGAGGUGAACAAUGAGAUGGCCAACCGAAUGUCGCUGUUCUACGCCGAGGCCACGCCCAUGUUGAAGACCCUGAGCAAUGCCACCACCAAGUUUGUCUCAGAGAACAAAACCUUACCCAUCGAGGAUACCACAGACUGCCUGAGCACCAUGGCCUGUGUGUGCCGUGUCAUGCUUGAAACCCCGGAAUACCGCUGCCGGUUCACCAACACGGACACCAUGUUGUUCUGCAUGAGGGUCAUGGUGGGCGUCAUCAUCCUCUACGACCACGUCCACCCCGUCGGGGCGUUUGCCAAGACAUCUAAAAUCGAUAUGAAGGGCUGCAUCAAGGUCCUUAAAGAGCAGCCGUCCAACAGUGUGGAGGGACUUCUCAACGCACUGAGGUAUACGACACGACAUCUAAACGACGACAGCACCUCCAAACAGAUCCGGGCGCUGCUGCAAUGAACGAGGGAAGCGGGGAUGGGUGUGCACUUCAAAACGAAAAGAAAAGAGAGAGCGAAACACCAACUAAGGGGCCCGUUUGUUUACGACAAAUAACUCCAGACGACGAGAAUAAUAACGCACACAAAAAAAAAAAAGAGUUCUAUUUAUUGUCAGCUGUCCUCCAUUCUGUCUCUUGUUUUGUAAAGUAAGAAAAUAGAGAUGAUUAAAAAAAGCUAGAAAAUAUAAGAUAUACUGUAUAUUAAAAAAAAAACCCGAAGCAGCAGAUUAAAAAUAAGUAGAAUUACCAAUAAGAGAGGACGCUUUUAUUGCCAAUUUAGGUGCGAGUGGAUGCAGAGCUGACACUUAAUUCCUGCGGUAGUCCUGACAAGUAAGUUUGUGGUUCUCCCACCAGGCUGAAGUCUCAACAUACAGUGAAGCGAUGUGAUGGGCGAUUUCCGGAGAAUUGCUUUGCAAUAUUUUGGAGUGUUGAGGAUCGGCUCGGUGGAAGGAUGUCAUCAUUUUUAUUCUUUUCUUUGAGUUCAUGUCGCAGGCUAUUACUUGUGCAACAUAGUUCUCUCUCUCUCUCUCUCUCUCUCUCUCUCUCUCUCUUUGCUAAUGUGCUUUUAGCCAUCAAUGUGCUUACUUGUCAUCCACCUGAGCACUUUGCACUAGUUUCAAAGUGCUGCCUCUUCUUUAUUUUUAUUUAUUUUUUAAUUUUUUUUGGGGUGAAGCCAUAGCAUUGCUUUCUGCUACUGGGACAAGUUGCAAGAAGGACAUUCAUCACCUAUUAACCCUCCUGUUACGUUCGGUUCUCAGGAACAACAAUUUGACCCAGGACUUGUUGAGCUAUUCAAAAAAGUGUCCAAAACAAAACCAGAAAACAUUGCUUAUAUGUCAUGAUCAAGGCAACUACUAAGAAUUACAAAAAGCUUUAUAACCAACAACUCACAGUUCAUGCAAGUAAUUUCAGGACGUGUUGAAUUAUCCAAAGAUGACCGAGACAAAACAACAAAAUACCAAUAAACUUAGCUUCUGUUUCUUUUUUUUUGGUUUUGUUUUUACCCCAUGACAAAGAACAGUGUCAAUAAUGUUCCGGGGUCUGUUUGACCCAGGACAUUUUCAAUUUUCCAAAAGUGUAUUGGGGGCUGAGGGGGUUAUUUCUUAUUAUUUAUUGCAUUCGCGACCACUGUGAUCAAGCUUUUGUGCAUUGCACCUCUCACAAAUCAUCAGACCAACAAUGAGUUAGGUCAAUUUGACCCGGGCCAAAUUUAAAUUAAUGGUUAGUAUACUUAAGUCUACUAAAAGCAUUUCAAUUUUUUUAUGAUAUAAUUUAAUAGGAGUGAUGUUUUUAAAAUAAAUGUAGGAUUUUAUAAAAAGGAAAAAAAAUACUCAUUCUUUUGUUUACUCUUGUUCUUUAUUUCUGUUCUGUAUUAAAAUCGGGUCCAUUUGACCCGUAACAUAACAGGAGGGCCAAAUCCUUAUUUCUCAUUCUAUUUUUUACACACACCAGUUUCGAAGGUAAGUCAGCAGACAUGUAAAUUUCCCCAGUGUGGGAAAAAUAAGGAUAUCUUAAAUCAACGGUUGCAAGAACAUUUGCAUUUAGUCAGCGAGAAAUUAUGUCCCAGCUUUGUCGGCCAAUAAGAGUCACACUCCCAAAAAAAAAAAAAAAAAGACUUAAAAAAAUUAAUUUAAAGCAGUGAUGUACGUUGGAUGUCCAUAGGCUUUUAGUCUACAUCGAUUUGAUCUCUUAAAUUCUAUUUUCUAUACAGGGGUAUGUGCACAAGCAUAGUCUGUAUAAAGUAGAUGGCAUGUUGUACGAGGUCUGGAUGAACGUGUGUAAAUAGUGUGUUUUUAUUCAUUUCUAAUUGUUCAGUGAUACUGAAAUGGGUGACAUGUGUCUGCCUAAUUGGACCAUCAGACUUGCCGUAGUCAUCGGGAUUUUUUUUUUCUUUUCGAUAUUCCAGGGAUUCAGCUUUCAUCAUAGCAAAUGAACUAGAGCGGGAAGGGAGGGGGCGAAAGUGGUGCGUGUGUUUGUGUGCGCGAAAAUGUGUAUGUUAGGAUGGGUUGAUGGGAUGGGGGCUAUCCAUUUGCUUGUUAUUUUGUACAUUUUGUGCAACAAUAAACUUGUCAUUUAUUACAUCCA